Rotaria sp. Silwood2 is the source of this 219-nucleotide messenger RNA. The record is from the annotation of a GenBank genome assembly. NCBI's taxonomy places the organism in Eukaryota, Metazoa, Rotifera, Eurotatoria, Philodinida, Philodinidae.
AUGGAUGAUAAUGGAAAAUAUACAUUUUGCUAUCCAUCUAAACAUGCUAAUUCAUUAGUACAAGAUGGUAUUAUUAUUAAAAAUAAUGAACAUAUUAAAAUAAAUGUUCAACGUGGAAAAUAUCGAUUGAAAUUAAUUGCUGAUAAACUUGUUGUUCAAGAAAAGUAUACAUUUCGUAUAACUGAAGCUAAUCUUCAAGCAAAUACAAUGCAAAAAUAA